AUGACCAACAAAACCAUCAAGGUUCAGAACAGAACUGGGUCUAAUCAGUCGUACGCUUUGUUCAAUGAGGCCCCCCGUGUUGAGGGCCAUGUUCAGGGCAAAGUCUGGUCCAAUAUCUUUAGAACUCUACGUGCACCCAAUGGAGCCACGGCAUCCUUUUCAGUCUCUAGUCAAUACUUUGCAUUCACCGGAACCUCUGAAGGGCGCCCCGAUGAUGGUGUAGGUGUUGACGUGAGCAGUGAGAAGCCUAUCACGCUCGGGUCUGUAAGGCCAGACGGCGCACAUGUCCCAGGCAGCACUGUUCAACUUUCCGGUGAAGACAAUGCACUCCGUUUCGGCAACGAUUCUUCACCAGACAGUGGAUUCGCCGGCGCCUUUUCAAUCCGCUCCAACAGUGAUUUCACUUCUAAUGACGCUAACAGAGGCAACUAUAUCGUCGGACUUGGGGGUAGUAGGAAUGGGCAGGGUUUCGACGGACCUUUGGCUUCUUUCGUCCCGGAACCUGCAGUACAGUACCAGAUCCUGCCCAGCAGUACCUGGUACCUGACUUUCGGCGACUACAGGGAGGGCUCACUCAUUAGUAAGGAUAGGGUCCAGGCUGUUGUUGCUAUUGAUUUUAACAACCUUCCUCCCAACGUGACCGUUGUUCACGACGAGGCCGGAAACUUGGAAUUACAGAGGAACUGA
Messenger RNA from Fusarium sp. VM40, 687 nucleotides. Lineage: Eukaryota; Fungi; Ascomycota; Sordariomycetes; Hypocreales; Nectriaceae. The record is from the annotation of a GenBank genome assembly.